GUCUGUCGACAUGCGUGUGUUUUUGUUCCUAUGUCUUGUGGCGUUUGCACUGGCCCGAUGGCAACGACCAUUUAAUUUUCCUGAUGAUAGUGAUGAAAUGGCUGCCUUCUAUCCAUUGUUUCCUGAUCGUUAUCGACAUCCAAUGUUCGAGUAUCAGAAACUCAAUCAUAAUAAAAAAAAACUUGGGGAUGAAAUGGGCGAAGGCGAAGGAAGUUCACAUGAAAUAAAUACCCUGGAGGAUGUUGAACAACAACUCGAUGAUUUGGAGCGCAAACCACAUCUUUUGACAGGAACAAAAAAUGCAAAGACUAUGCGUGAAGCAAAAAAUACUGCAGUUACAGCCAAAAAACUCUUUGCCAAGACUAAAGACAAGUUGCGUGUGGACUUCGACUCCAUAACGACAUAUCAUGGUGGCAAAGUGGAAAUAAUCGUUACAAAAUUAAGUGCGAUGCGGAAAAAACUUAAUCUUGAUGAAUUAGACAGUGGGGAACAAAAGCUGUUAAAUCAUGUGCUCCUUGAGGGAAUUUCAAAUGAGGCAAUAAAAUUAACAGGAGAUACGCAAGAGAAGUUGAUGAGAACAUUGGACAAAGAAAAUGCACCAAUGGCUGCAAAAGUGCUGGUUUCGCAAGUUUUGACACAGAAACUAAAUGAUGUAACUAAAGAGAAAAUCAAAAAACUAGUAUCUCAGAAGACUGGUUUAGAUUUAACAAACGAAAACUUUUUGAAGCCAGGAAAUGUUGAUCAGGCAUCUUAUGAGGCCACAUUAAACGACGCUGGUGGUAAAGAAACGAUGCAGGGGGCAUUGGAAACGGGGUCCAAAAAGACACUAUGUAUGUUCACACCUGGCAGUCGGGAGUACUGCGUUAGUCAGACAAAGGAGCUGUGAGAAUUGAUUCUUGGUGACACUGAUGACAUCCAGCGUUCAAUUUUAAAACUGAUUAGAUUGUAAAUAUAU
Molecule: messenger RNA, 955 nt
Organism: Leguminivora glycinivorella
Lineage: Eukaryota; Metazoa; Arthropoda; Insecta; Lepidoptera; Tortricidae
Exons: 24
Coding region: 11-886 (291 amino acids)
Source: RefSeq, a predicted model, not a curated record